Molecule: messenger RNA, 3083 nt
Organism: Phragmites australis (common reed)
Lineage: Eukaryota; Viridiplantae; Streptophyta; Magnoliopsida; Poales; Poaceae
Product: protein MEI2-like 2
Exons: 13
Coding region: 228-2771 (847 amino acids)
Molecular function (GO): RNA binding
Source: RefSeq, a predicted model, not a curated record
GGCCUACUACUGAUUAAAAAAAAAGUUGAUUUCAAUUGCUUCUGCUGCCGCAUUCACAUCCGAUUUCCCGUCCCCGACUGUUAUCGCUUCAAGAAUCGAGACACCGCCGCCGCUCGAGGACUCGAACACCGCCGCCGCUGACACACGCCUCCACCUUCCCCGCGCGAGCAGCUCCGCCGGCGACCGGCGCGCCGCCUCAUCGUCGGUAUCUCCCCACGAAUGCAGUGAUGGAGCGAUCACCAGAUCCUUUCAGUCCACCAGGUUUUGCACUACCACCUGCCACCAAGAUGCGGCAGAUGACUGGAAAUAACAACCCGUGGAGGGUCCCUGCGCCGCCGCCGCCGAAUGCACACGGUGGUCUGGGUGAUGCAAGCCUCUUCUCAACCUCGCUGCCUGUUCUUCCUCAUGAAAAGUUGAACUUUCCUGAUUCUGCACAUGGUACUCCAUUGAUGGGUGACACAUCUGCCAAAAUGAAAGUGCCUGACGAUGAUCCUGAAGAGGACUACAAGUUUGAUUUUGAUCUUCGGCAGAUAAAUGAGCUGUUGCCUGAUGAAGAUGAGCUUUUCGCGGGGAUCACAGAUGAUAUUGAUCCCCCCGGGCAGACAAAUAGCACAGAGGAAUUGGAAGAGUUCGAUGUAUUUGGCAGCGGAGGGGGCAUGGAGCUGGACUUAGACCCUGUGGAGAGCAUCACAACUAGUUUGGGGAAUUCAAGUAUUGGUGAUGGGGUUAGAGGUGAUGGGAUCAGCCCUUUUGGUCUUACAAGCACUGUCGGAACUGUGGCUGGGGAGCAUCCAUAUGGGGAACACCCGUCCAGAACAUUGUUUGUAAGGAACAUCAAUAGCAAUGUUGAUGACUCUGAACUGCGCUCUUUGUUUGAGCAAUAUGGGGAUAUUCGAACCCUUUACACUGCAACAAAGCAUAGGGGUUUCGUAAUGAUAUCUUAUUUUGAUAUCCGAUCUGCACGCAAUGCUAUGCGUGCACUGCAGAACAAGCCUCUGAGGAGGAGAAAGCUUGACAUCCAUUUUUCCAUCCCAAAGGAGAACCCAUCAGACAAAGAUUUAAACCAGGGAACGCUUGUUAUUUUUAACCUAGAUCCGUCAGUUUCUAAUGAAGAGGUUUGCCAGAUUUUCGGGGCAUAUGGGGAAGUAAAGGAGAUACGGGAGACACCAAAUAAAAAACAUCAUAAGUUUAUAGAGUUCUAUGAUGUAAGAGCAGCAGAGGCUGCUCUUCGGUCCCUGAAUAAAAGUGAGAUAGCCGGAAAACGAAUCAAGUUGGAACCAAGCCGUCCUGGUGGAACACGUAGAAAUUUGAUGCAGCAACUUGGUAAUGAUUUGGACCAAGAGGAGCCCAGAAGCUAUAGACAUCAUCAUGUUGGCUCACCUAUCGCUAAUUCUCCUCCAGGGGUAUGGGCUCACUAUAGUAGUCCAACAGAUAAUAAUGUGUUACAAGCUUUCAACAGGUCUCCAACUGGGACGGGAAUGAGUCCUAUUGGCAUGCCUUCACUAAUGUCAAAUGCUGCAAAGAUUGCACCUAUUGGGAAGGAUAACAAUCGGUCUAAAUAUGAUCAGGUAUUCUCAAACGGCAACCAGUUCAUUGGAGCUGCAUUUCAGCAUUCUCACUCGUACCAAGAUCACAGCAGUGAGCAUAUGAGUUCUAGUCCCGGGACUUUAACAGGGCCUCAGUUUCUCUGGGGUAGUCCAAAGCCUUAUUCAGAACAUUCCCACUCCCCUAUUUGGCGUCCACCAGUAAUCAGACCUGCAAUGUCAUCUAAUAGCCGCUCUCAGGGACAAGGCUUCUUGUAUGGCAGCCGUCAGGCUUCAUUAUUUGGGUCUUUAGAUCAGCACCAUCAUCAUCAUGUUGGCUCUGCCCCUUCAGGUGCUCCAUUCGAGAGCCAGUUUGGCUUCUCACUGGAAUCGCCAGAGACAUCUUUUUUGAAGCAAGCCAGGUUUGGGAACAUGGGGAAUAUUGGGAGCAGCCGAAAUGGAGGAGGCCUCGUGCUGAACAUGGCUGGCCACGCUUCUGUCAAUCCUGUUUCUUCUCUAAGCGGAAGUCUGACAGAUAAUAGCUCCACUAACUUUAGGCCGAUGCUCUCACCCAGAUUGGGACAGACAUUCUACAGUAAUCCCACAUACCAAGGGCCUAAUUCUUUUGGACUUGACAGCUCCAUUGAUUGUGCCCGUAACCGCCGUGUUGACAGCAGUGCGCUCCAAGCUGAUAGCAAGAGGCAGUAUCAGCUUGAUUUGGAGAAGAUUCGUAAAGGCGAUGAUACUCGAACGACAUUGAUGAUUAAAAACAUUCCAAACAAAUAUACCUCUAAGAUGCUUUUGGCUGCAAUUGACGAGCUUCACAGAGCAACAUAUGAUUUUUUCUACCUACCAAUUGAUUUCAAGAACAAAUGCAAUGUUGGAUAUGCGUUUAUCAACAUGAUAUCACCUGUGCACAUUAUAUCGUUCUUCCAGGCGUUUAAUGGGAAGAAAUGGGAGAAGUUCAACAGCGAGAAAGUAGCCUCCUUGGCUUAUGCUAGAAUUCAGGGAAGGACUGCACUCGUGUCACAUUUUCAGAACUCUAGUUUGAUGAACGAGGACAAGAGAUGUCGCCCCAUUCUCUUUCAUCCCAAUGGGCCAGACGCUGGAAAUCAGGAACUGUUUCCAAUCAAUGGCAUAUGCAUCCACAUGCCUCUGGAAGACGAGGUUGGGGAUCCUCUCGACAAUGAAGAGGACAACAAUCGCAACGAGAAGAUAGGAGAGAACUCCAUGGCGGGGAGCUUGUGAACAAUGAUAACCAGGAUCGGAGUUGCCAUCAAGUCUAACUGUCUAGAAAGAAGGUAUCCACCCCCAAACUGUAUAAAAGUGAGGAAGACAGGUUAGUGCUGAAUUUUCUGGUGUGGCAUGGCACAUCUAGUUUUUGUGGGUUGUCGCCCCCUGAACAAGCAGGCUCCAAAUUGGAGUUGGGAGCUUGCUAGGUUCCUCUCUGCCCCCCCCCCCCCCCCCUUUCUUGUAAUUGGAUGCUCUUGGUUGCUGUAAAUAACAGAACUGAAGUGAAUCGGUCAAUCUGUACAGUUGGAAAAUUGUGUUCAUUCUGCA